CGGGCUGCGGGAGGUCGCCCGGCCCGCGCGGUCCACGCCCGGUGCUGCUCCCGUGCGAGGCCUGCUCAGGGAAGGAAACGCAAGACCGGACUUGGCAAAAGGGCCGCUUACGUUGUCUUUGGGGUCAGUAUUCAGAGUAUUUGCCAAGGCCCUCGAAACUUGGCGCGCUCCCUGCGAGGCAGUUGGGGUCUCGGCGGCGGCGGCGGAUGCUCGGCGUGGACUCCCAGGCCUCAGGAUGGCCCCCACGAAGGGGAAAUGUGUCUGCGAACUGUGCUCCUGCGGGCGGCAUCAUUGUCCACACCUCCCUACCAAGAUUUAUGAUAAAACAGAGAAACCAUGUCUUCUCUCCGAAUAUACCGAGAACUACCCUGUCCAUCACUCUUACCUGCCCAGAGAGUCCUUCAAGCCCAAGAUGGAUUACCAGAGAGCGUGCACACCGAUGGAAGGCCUGACCACAUCGAGGAGAGACUAUGGGCCUCACAAAGUGUUACCAGUGAAGAUCCACCAGCCCAAUCCGUUCGUCCCAAGUGAAGAGAACAUGGAUCUGCAGACCACGUAUAAACAAGAUUACAACCCUUACCCCCUCUGUCGAGUGGAUCCCAUCAAACCUCGGGACAGUAAAUACCCUUGUGGGGACAAGAUGGAGAGUCUGCCUACUUACAAAGCUGACUAUUUACCCUGGAACCAACCAAGACGAGAGUUGCUUCGUCCUCCUCACCACUACCGGCCGGCAUCGACCAAGUUUGAUAGUCGCACUACACAGCAGGACGACUAUUCCAUGAAGGGCCUGGUGAACACCAGGAGCUGUAAGCCUCCAGCUGUGCCCAAGCUCUGUAACAUCCCCCUGGAGGAUCUGACGAACUACAAGAUGAGCUACGUGGCCCACCCCUUGGAGAAGCGCUUUGUGCAUGAGUCAGAGAAGUUCAGGCCCUGUGAAAUCCCCUUUGAAAGCCUCACCACCCACAAGGAGUCAUACCGCGGUCUGAUGGGGGAGCCAGCCAAGAGCUUGAAACCUCCUGCCAGGCCUUGUGGGCUCUUGCCCUUCUCCAACACCACUGAGUUUCGAGAUAAGUACCAAGCCUGGCCAACGCCCCAGGUGUUCUCCAAACCUCCUGCCAUGUAUGUCCCUCCUGAAGAGAAGAUGGACCUUUUGACAACAGUUCAGGCCCACUACACGUUCCCUAAGGGCGCCCCGGCUGAGUCCUGCCGACCCGCGCCCUCCGUCAAGAAGGGUGGUCGCUUUGAAGGCUCCACCACGACCAAAGAGGACUACAAGCAGUGGGCCAGCAUGCGGACAGAGCCGGUCAAGCCCAUCCCCCAGCUGAACCUUCCCUCUGAGCCCUUGGACUGCCUGACCACCACACGAGCCCACUAUGUGCCCCACCUGCCCAUGAUGACCAAAAGCUGCAAGCCCCUCUGGUCUGGGCCCCAAGGAAAUAUCCCUGUGGAGGGCCAGACCACAUAUACCAUCAGCUUUACUCCUAAGGAAAUGAGCAGAUGCCUGGCUUCGUACCCUGAGCCUCCUGGCUACAUCUUUGAGGAAAUAGAUGCUUUGGGGCACAGGAUAUACAGGCCCAUUUCUCAGACAGGCUCUCGGCGGAACAGCCGUUUUUCUGUAGGUGAUUCAGAAAAUCCCAACCAGCAGGAGUUGACAGUGUCAGCCUGAUUUUUAAAGGUUGUAAUUUAGAAAUUGCACAAUACUUAUAAAAUCAUAUGGUUGAGCUAUUCAUUGGACCAAAAAAGAAAAAAAAAAAAGGAAUUCCCCAAAAA
Molecule: messenger RNA, 1770 nt
Organism: Cervus elaphus (red deer)
Lineage: Eukaryota; Metazoa; Chordata; Mammalia; Artiodactyla; Cervidae
Gene: SAXO1
Product: stabilizer of axonemal microtubules 1
Exons: 4
Coding region: 236-1666 (476 amino acids)
Biological process (GO): microtubule anchoring
Cellular component (GO): centriole; axonemal microtubule; cytoskeleton
Molecular function (GO): microtubule binding
Source: RefSeq, a predicted model, not a curated record